AUGGAAGUCCUCGCGCCGCAGCGACGUCACCGCGGGCGCCACGUUCGGACGACGUGGUCGCCCGAGGUCGUCAUUCUAGAAGUCCUAUUGACCAUUCGGGUGUCCAGCCAUAUAUUCCAUGGCGUUCGGGCCGAGACCGUGGAUCAGCUCUGGGAUUGGGUGGAUGUGGAGAGUCUCCUAUGGGUUUUGGACACCGGCACAGAGUUGACACUGUGGCGAGACUUUGAGGCUCGCCCGCGCAUCAGCAACAUGGACUCCACCCAUCGCAUCGAAGCCAUCCUCGGGAUGCAUGAGUCGGCGGGUAGCAACGUGUACCUAGGCGUGAAGUGGAGAGACUACGGCUGUCCCACGUGGGAGCUCGAAGAUGAAAUACCCCUGCUUCAUCUUGCAGGCAUGCCCGCACCCGUCACUCUAUAGGGCGUAAAGAACAGCGCAGAAUGGCUGGACGUCCUCGGAGACAUAUCAUAGCGCCACAGCUUGUUCGGCACAUCCGCGUUGGCUGCCAGAAUCUGGCCGUGGGGGCAUCAUGGGUACUCGGAGCAUCACG
Molecule: messenger RNA, 547 nt
Organism: Emericellopsis atlantica
Lineage: Eukaryota; Fungi; Ascomycota; Sordariomycetes; Hypocreales; Bionectriaceae
Exons: 1
Coding region: 1-417 (138 amino acids)
Source: RefSeq, a predicted model, not a curated record